AUGUCAGUUACAACUAUUACUAGAUAUCCAAAAUUAUGGCAAUCGUUGAAAGCAUUUUCAUUGUACACAAAUACUAGACAAUUGUUGAGCACCGGUAGCCAAAGUGCUGGCGAUUCCCAGGCUUUUGCUAGUUUGCAUGGUAUACGUUUAAUAACAUUAGUGCUAACUAUCUACUGUCACACGUGUUAUCUCUAUAGUCUAAUAGCUGCUAAUGUAUAUAACGUACAGGUAUUGGACAAAACAUUUUGGCAACACUUUACUACUAACGCAACUCAAUGGAUCGAUACAUUAUUCCUGGUAUCGGGAUUCCUGCACGCCUACAAUGUUCUACAAACUAGUUGGUCAACAUCUAGUAUGAGAAAAACGGACAAUUGGUUUGGCAACUGGUGGUGCUAUCAAUAUUUGCUGAUUGUUUUCAAACGAUAUGUUAGACUAACACCAUCGGUGUUGGCAUAUAUUGCUGGUCUAGUAUUGUUAGAACACUAUUGGUUCAAUCAGUUAACACAUACAGAUAUGAUUUAUUCAAAAAUUGUUGGUCAUAUCGGUCCCUAUUGUGUCGGUAUAAUUACCGCUUAUUUGUAUGAAAAAUAUAAGCAUAGUUUCAAAAUAAGCAAGAAAUUGAAUAUAAUUUUAUGGACAGUCUGUGUGACUGUAAAUAUUGCCAUAAUAUCUGUUGGCUAUCUAUGGAUUUUAGGCUAUAGUUAUCGAAACUGGUUGAGUGUUGCAUACGGUGCCAUCAACCGUACCCUAUGGUCCGUGUGCUGGGCCUACAUGUUGUUCGCUUGUAUGACCGGUUACGGCCAUAUAGUCCAACGGGUUCUCGCUUGGCCACCAUUGGUGCCGUUAAGUAGACUAACAUUUCAGGCCAAUCUCUAUCAUGCACUUAAACUGAUUUUGAAUUACUAA
Oppia nitens is the source of this 906-nucleotide messenger RNA. RefSeq lists its product as uncharacterized. The coding region runs from base 1 to 906 and encodes 301 amino acids. NCBI's taxonomy places the organism in Eukaryota, Metazoa, Arthropoda, Arachnida, Sarcoptiformes, Oppiidae. The record is from RefSeq and is a predicted model, not a curated record. The transcript is spliced from 5 exons.